Molecule: messenger RNA, 1489 nt
Organism: Alligator sinensis (Chinese alligator)
Lineage: Eukaryota; Metazoa; Chordata; Crocodylia; Alligatoridae
Product: zinc finger protein RFP-like
Exons: 7
Coding region: 224-1375 (383 amino acids)
Molecular function (GO): zinc ion binding
Source: RefSeq, a predicted model, not a curated record
CCAUGGUACACCAAGGUCAAUCCUCUUGGGGUGGGGGGAGAAGGGAGAGAGAGGAAGUGGCCUACCCUGCAAUAUAAUAUAAUGCAGCUUGGGCUGCUGAGAGAAGGGGUGGGACUCAGGAAAUGCUGUAAGUAAAGUUCAGGAAGGGAAAUCAUUACUUUUUGCAUAAAAGUGAGCAUCAGAGAUCAGAAACUAAACUUAUUGGACAGUCUUUUGGGAAGCCAUGGCUGGCCUGAAUCCUCUAGAACGACUCCAAGAAGAAGCAACCUGUUCCAUCUGCCUGGUUUUCUUCAAUGACCCCGUGUCUCUCGACUGUGGGCACAACUUUUGCCGAGCCUGCAUCGCCCAGUUCUGGGAGGGAGUGGGAACAGAUCAUGAGACUGUCUCUUGCCCUCAGUGCAGAGAGACAUUUCAGCAAAGAAACCUCAGGACAAACAGGCAACUGGCGAACAUUGUGGAAAUAGCUAAGCAGCUGAGUGUGCAAACAGCGGGGGGGACAGAAGGAGAAGCAAAGUGCAAGGAACACGGGGAGACUUUCAAGCUCUUCUGUAAGGACGAUGAAGCCUUCAUCUGCGUGAUCUGCAGAGAGUCCCGGGAUCACCGCACUCACAAGGUGUUCCCAGUAGGGGAGGCUGCCCAAGAGUACAAGGAAUAUCUUCAAACCCAGAUGAUGCCUCUGAAGAAAAAAAGAGAAGACCUUAUGAAGUACAAACUGGAUGGAGAAAAGGAAAGCCUGAAAUGGCUGGAAAAGACAGAGGCUGAGAGGCAAAAGAUUGUACUGGAAUUUCAGAAACUACGGCAGUUCCUAGAGGAGCAAGAGCAACUCCUGCUAACUCAGCUGGCUAAGCUGGAGAAGGAGAUUGUACAGAGGCAGGGAGAUAGUAUCACCAUCCUGUCAAAGAAUAUUUCCCAACUUGAUAACCUCAUCUGUGAAAUAGAGGGGAAGUACCAGCAGCCAGUGAAUGAAUUCCUGAAGGAUAUCAAGAGCACCUUGAGCAGAUGUAAGACGGUGCACUUUAAGAAACCGGUGUUCAUGCCUCAUGACCUGACUGUCCAGCUCAGCAGCUCUUCUCAAACAAAUAUUUAUCUGCAGGAGGCACUGACAAAAUUCAAAGAAACUCUUCCCUUUGAGCUGAGAGAGGGAAUUAGAUGUUUCCCUUCACAGUCCUUGUCUCCUCCAACAAGCAAUGAGGCAUGCAGAGCAGCCAAUCAACAGCCUAGAGAAGACAUUUGUAGAGGCAUGACUGAGAGUUGGAUUUCUGGGUUCGGUGCUGUGGAUUUUUCCUCGAUGACCUCUGGCCAUGCCUUACAGAAGCCUGGCUUUCCUCCUAGGAGACAUCAAAACUGGAAUGAAGGAGGAUUUGACUGGGAAUGAAGGUGAGGUUGGGAGAGAGGACAUCAGUGGGCAGGGUCAGGAGAAUGGGAAAAUGUGUCACAGGAAGUAAAGGGUUUGGGGUCUCAUGCCACCACUAUUUAAACUGACAGAGUG